UGUGCGAAUAAAUUCCUUGAUCCCAAAGAGACUAGGUUGAAGGCGAGGUGCUGCUACUUGACAGUGUCAGGGGAACUGUGCUUGGAGAGUUUUUGCAAUCCUGAGGGAAAGGUUUUUUUUCAAAAUAGCCAGCUCUUCAAGCCACACAGAGAAACUGAGGGAAAAAAGGCCUGCCCUGUAGACGCAGACAGACCUCAGUCUUGUGGAAACCAAGGAUGUGUUGGAAGAUGGUGCUGCUGCUCUUGUUGUAUUACAAUGCACAUGCCACUGUGCCCCCUAGGUGGAACCGAGCAACACUUUUUCCAUCUGCUCAACGAGUGAAGAGGUCCUCAGCAGCUCUUCUCAAUCCAGUGCUUCAGAAGUCUCAGGAUGAUGUGGAUCUUCUGUUUGAGUUUCUCCUAGGUGAGCUGGAAAUCAGUGAUGAUCUCAAGAUCUCUGUCAAAGAUGAAGAACUGGCUUCCAUGAGGAAGGCAAUGGCAUUUGAUACUCUGUGCAAUGAUGUCAUCCCCAAAAGCAUCACAGAUAUUCGCAGGCUCAGUGCCAGGUUGUCAGGCUACCCUGGACUGCUUAAGAAAGAAGAUUUUGAAAGAACAGUGUUGACCAUGGUCUACGCUGCAUACAGGACAGCUAAAUCCCAAGGACACCAGAAGGACACAUGGGCCAAAUCCUUUGUGAAUCUCUACAAAGCCCUGAAACAUGACUUGAUGUUCUCAUCCAGCCAAAUGCCAUCAUCUGAAAGGACUUUAUAGACCAGAACUUCAAUUUGAUCAGAAAUACAUCUGCCUCUUUGCUUGGUAUUAGAAAGAAAAUGUUUAGGGCUGCAGACAUGGAAAGAUUCUUUAUUCUCCAGCUCCUCCUAGAGGAGGCCUGUUGUAAAAUCAUCUCCAUCUCCAUCUAAAAGUCUUGGUUUUGUUGAUUUUGUUGGUUUUAGAGAUUAUUCCAAAAUUUUCAUUGUCUGAAUUUCUCCCUGAAGUAAUUCCAGGAUCUAGGAAUACCCAAUUAUUACCCAGUUCCCUGGUCUUGUUUCUGAACAAAAAGCAUGUCCACUGUUUUAUUUUUAUUUUGUUUUGUUUAAUUUCUAAUUAUUAUAUGGAUCAUGUUUCAUUUGCUUUUUACCACAGGAGAGAGAGAAGCAAGUUCUUGAAAGGUUUGUUCAGAUUAAUUUGGUAGUGAACUGAGUUUUCAUGGUUGCUCAAGUGGUAAGAAUACUUGCAACAUUUAAAAGAAAGUUUAAUAUUAAGGUUUGGAAAAAUGCCUCCACUCAUACCCACUAGUCAACUGUCUUAGAAUAUAAUAGUCCUCCAUAUCAGCCCUGUGAUCCACAAAACACACUUCCACUUCCUAAGAUCAGCUAAGGAAUCUUGAUGCCUGAGGCAAAGGAAAAUCUCUCUCUCUCUCUCUCUCUCUCUCUCUCUCUCUCUCUCUCUCAUUCACACACACACACUUAUAAACACACACCUCCACAUACAGAAGGCAACCAGAGUAAUAUAUAGUGCAUCUGUACUGUAGCAAUAAUGUAACUUGACACCACUUUAACUGCCAUACAGGUUCCAUCCUAUAGAAUCCUGGGAUUUGUCGUUCUAUGAGGCACCAGCACUCUUUGGCAGAGAAGGCUAAAUUAGCACUCUUGGGCUAAAGACCUUGUAAAACUAAAAAUCUCAGGAUUCCAUAGAAUUGAGCUACAACACUUAAAGUGGUGUCAGGCUGUAUUAUUUCUACAACGUAGAUGCACCCAUUGUUCCAUCCUACUUUAACACUGCUGAUAGGACAGCAUCCUAGACCACAUCGUAGGACAACAAGUCAACAAUUGGGAUUAAUAGCAGUCUAUGUAGCAUCCACAACUUGGUCCUCUUUCACCCUACUGUUCUACUACCAAUUUUCCUAGUGGUCAGGCCAUCCCUUUCCUUUCCCUUCCCUUCUCUCUCAAGCAACAGUGACAGGAGUAGCAGGGGUGGGUAUGUGAUAAAAGGAGAGAAUGAAGGGUUGUCUCUGCCCUACCUCUCUUCCUUCUUGCCCUGAAAUGCUGGGUAGCCAAAUACCAAGGUGGAAAGCCAGCUUGAAAAAAGCAGUUAUCUUGAAGACCACUGUAGCUGUUUGAUGGUAAUCUGGGUGCUUCAGGAACAUUUUGUGAUUAAGCCACUAUUAAUUGAUCUCCCUCUCUAGUUCAAUAUGUUUGUUUCCAGUGUGCUUGAACAUUUAUUCUAAGAGGAGGAAGGAUAAAAUGCUAGAUGGCUUUCUAUGGGAAUAAAAUGAAGAAGAGAAUGUACUGUAAAGCUGUUUAUCCCAAGGAAUAAAUGACUGUCGCUUACAACAA
Sceloporus undulatus (fence lizard) is the source of this 2314-nucleotide messenger RNA. It is a transcript of the gene FAM180A, whose product is annotated as family with sequence similarity 180 member A. The transcript is spliced from 3 exons. The coding region runs from base 216 to 749 and encodes 177 amino acids. The record is from RefSeq and is a predicted model, not a curated record. Lineage: Eukaryota; Metazoa; Chordata; Lepidosauria; Squamata; Phrynosomatidae.